This is a messenger RNA of Myzus persicae (green peach aphid), 1850 nucleotides long. RefSeq names its product zinc finger MYM-type protein 1-like. The transcript has 2 exons. The record is from RefSeq and is a predicted model, not a curated record. The annotation marks the transcript as partial. Lineage: Eukaryota; Metazoa; Arthropoda; Insecta; Hemiptera; Aphididae.
ACCAUUCCAUUGAUAAUCUGAUGGUUAAAAACAAUGUUAAUGAAAUCAACAAACCAAUCAAUGAAGAUACUGUGGAACAAGAUUUCUUCGAAUCGAAAGUGUCAAAUGAUCCCAGUGUUUUUGCAAAGUUAAACUAUAUAUCAGAAGAGCAUAAAUAUUUACUUGCCACCAUGGGUCCAUGUCAACCAACACCUCAGGAAAUGCCUGGUAAACAAUUUCCUUAUACAAACGGUAGAUCAUUCCAUGAACAUUAUUAUUACGCUCAAGUAAAUAAUAAAAAAGUCAGAAGAUUCUGGUUAUCAUACUCUCCUAUCGAAAAUAAAGUUUACUGUUCUAGUUGCAAACUUUUUGGAACUCCUAAAGCUCAAAAACAGUCUUUAGCUACUGAAGGCACAAAUAAUUGGCCUAGAAUAACUGAAAAAAUUAAAUUACACGAAUGCAAGCCAGAGCAUUUGAGUUCUGAAAUAAAUAGAGGAAUGUACAUAAGUAAUCAAAGAGUUGAUAAAGGCUUACAAACUCAAAAAAAUAAAUUUUUAGCAGAAAAUCGAGAAAUAGUCUUGGCAGUUUUUAGAGCAGUGUUAUACCUAGCUAAACAAAAUUCAGCAUACCGUGGUCACAAUGAAAAAACCUCAUCUUCUAAUCAAGGAAAUUUUUUAGAACUUAUUAAUUUACUUGGAAAAUACAAUCCUUAUCUCUCACAUCACUUAUGUAAAAUUAGUGAAAAUAAAAAAAAAAAUCGUUUGACAUUUUUAUCCAACAAUACCCAAAAUAAAAUGUUAAUAAUAUUGAGUGAAAUGGUUCGAGAAAAAAUAAUUGUUGAAUUAAAAAGUAGUGGUGCUUUUGCUGUAAUUAUAGACACCACAACAGACUUGUCCAAGUUAGAGCAGUUGGCCUUUGUAGUGAGAUUUGUAACUAAUGAUGGUAAAAUUCAAGAACGUUUACUUGCACUACAAGUGGCUAGUGAUGCUAGUGGAAAAGGUUUGUUCAAUACUUUUAAUAAUAUUUGUGAAAAGUAUAAAUUAAAUUGGAAAGAAGAACUUAUUGCGCAAGCGUAUGAUGGUGCAAGUUCAAUGCAAGGCGAGUAUCAGGGAUUAAGAACAUAUGUACAAUCCCAGAAUCCAAGAGCUGUCUACAUUUGGUGUUUCGCACAUGUGUUGAAUCUUGUAGUUGUAGAUGUUUGCGAGUCAAGUAUUGAAAUUAAAACAUUUAUUUCUAACAUCCAAUCCCUGACUACAUUUAUGUCUGCUAGAAAACGGACAGCAGACUUUGUUGAUUCGCAAAUUGUAUUGUAUCCAAAUGCACGGGUAUUUAGAAUGAAAAAUCUAUCAACCACCCGCUGGACCUCACACGACCGCGCAAUUAAUGUAGUUUUUACAAAGUACUUGGCUGUUGUGAAGUCUUUAGAACACCUCACAAAAUCAUCUGACACCAGCACAUCAUCUCAAGCAAAAAGUAUUUACCAAAAUAUUACUUCAUUUAAAUUUAUAUUGACUAUGCUGUUAAUGAAAAAGAUAUUUAAUGUAACAUCACCUCUCUCGAGCUAUUUACAAUCAUCUACUUUAGAUUUUAUUCAAGCAUUAAUUUUGGUUGACAGUGCCAAAAAGCAAUUGAUUAAAUUAAGAACCGAAGAGUCGUUUAAAAUCUUAAUGAAUGAAGCAAAAGACUUUGCUAUACUACAUGAACUAGAAGAAACAAAUUUAAAAAAAGAACGGAUAAGAAGGAAGAAGAAAAUGAUAGAUGAAUUGUGCAGCGAUGAAGCCCCUAUUGAUGCUAUUAUUAAAUUUAAAACCAACGUUUAUUUUUAUACAUUCGAUGUUAUAAUUGAGGCGCUCAGCGCCAAAACAGCCUAA